This is a messenger RNA of Mesorhabditis spiculigera, 1068 nucleotides long. The record is from the annotation of a GenBank genome assembly. NCBI's taxonomy places the organism in Eukaryota, Metazoa, Nematoda, Chromadorea, Rhabditida, Rhabditidae.
AUGCUCUCCGGGAACUCGACUGGGUCCCUCGAUGGCCCGCUCCCUGAUCCGGUUUUCGGGCUCAUUUCCACGAUAUUCUGCGUCCUGUUCUAUGGAUCGGCAUUUACACCGAUGAAGCUGUAUGACGGAGGGGAUGGAGUAUUCGUGCAGUGGAUGAUGGCCUGCGGGCAAAUGCUACCGGCAUUUGUAUUGGCGUGGAAAACGAAUUUUCCACCGAUCUAUCCGACGGCCAUGAUUGGCGGGGUGGCAUACUCGAUUGCAAACUGCUUUACCGUACCCAUCAUGGCAAUCCUGGGUAUGACACUGGCGCCGUUGCUGUGGAAUUCGACGACUUGUCUUGUUGGCUGGGCGGUUGGGAACUUCGGUCUCUUCGGUGUGCCUCAAUCCGGGGCUCAAGUGGCUUGGCUAAACAAGCUCGGGCUCGUUGCCGUCAUCGUUGGUGGUGGCCUCUGCACGACCGUCAAGAGCAAGUCGAACCCGCUGAUUCGCUCAAACUUGUCAACUCGCUCAAAGGUAUUUGAAGAAGAUCAAGCUCAAUAUCGCACAAAAUCGCUCAUCAAAAUGGAGGAGCAAGCCGAGCCGGUGUGCUCGACGAGGCGAUUUAUUUCCAUCGCCGUCGCCCUCUGCCUCGGGCUGAUUUAUGGGAAUUUGUUGACUCCAAUCAGUGCGUUAGUGGCGCACGCCGAAGAGUGGGGAGUACCAAAUCAAGUGGAACCCUACUUGUUCUCGCACUUCUUGGGUGCCUUUCUCUCCAGCACUGUGAUUUUUAUCUUCUAUGGCGUUAUGAGGAAAAACGACCCAGCGAUAAAUCAGCAAAUCUGCCUCCCGGCUAUGCUCUCUGGCUGCCUUUUUGGCACCGGGGAGAUUUUAUUCUUUGUGGCGAAUCAUCAUUUGUCACAGGUAAUCGCCUUCCCGAUCAUCACCGCAAUGCCCGGGCUAAUCAACUCGUUCUGGGGGAUUUGUCUAUUUAAGGAGAUUCAGGGCAGCUCGAAUUUAAUCCGCCUCGCCGUGGCUUACCUGGUGACCGUUGGAGGGGUGUUGAUGAUCACGUUGAGUCGCUUCGAACUG